Messenger RNA from Zalophus californianus (California sea lion), 2565 nucleotides. It is a transcript of the gene ALDH3A2, whose product is annotated as aldehyde dehydrogenase 3 family member A2. The coding region runs from base 118 to 1641 and encodes 507 amino acids. Gene Ontology annotation, biological process: aldehyde metabolic process. Lineage: Eukaryota; Metazoa; Chordata; Mammalia; Carnivora; Otariidae. The record is from RefSeq and is a predicted model, not a curated record. The transcript is spliced from 12 exons. Gene Ontology annotation, cellular component: cytoplasm. Gene Ontology annotation, molecular function: aldehyde dehydrogenase (NAD+) activity.
UGCGGGUGGAGCCCAGCCCCGUCGGGCGGCGGUUGGACUGCAGGACCCGGGCAGUUGCAGAGGACGCGGCGGAGCGAGCGAGCCGGCGGGUGAGAGAGAGAGAGAGAGGACCAGGCCAUGGAGAGCCAAAUCCAGCGGGUUCGCGAGGCGUUCGCGUCCGGCCGGUCGCGCCCCGUGAAGUUUCGGCUGCAGCAGCUCGAGGCCCUGCGCAGGAUGGUGCAGGAGCGCGAGAAGGACAUCCUGGAGGCCCUCGCCGCCGACCUGUGCAAGAGUGAACUCAACGCAUACAGUCAGGAAGUCAUUACCAUUCUUGGCGAACUUGAUCUCGUGCUGGAGAAUCUUCCUGAAUGGGUUACUGCUAAACCGGCUCAGAAGAACCUGCUCACCAUGCUGGAUGAGGCCUAUGUUCAGCCGGAGCCCCUGGGAGUUGUACUGAUUAUUGGAGCUUGGAACUACCCCUUUGUUCUCACCAUUCAACCUCUGAUCGGAGCCAUUGCUGCAGGAAAUGCUGUCAUUAUCAAGCCUUCUGAACUAAGUGAAAAAACGGCUAAGAUCUUGACCGAACUCCUCCCACAGUAUUUGGACCAGGACUUGUAUGCUGUUAUUAACGGUGGCGUCAAAGAGACCACGGAGCUCCUGAAGCAGCGGUUUGACCACAUUCUCUAUACGGGGAGCAUGGCGGUCGGGAAGAUUGUCAUGGAAGCCGCCGCCAAGCAUCUGACCCCCGUGACGCUGGAGCUGGGAGGGAAGAGCCCAUGUUAUGUCGACACGGAUUGUGACCUGGACGUUGCCUGCAGGCGUAUAACUUGGGGGAAGUACAUGAAUUGUGGCCAAACCUGCAUUGCUCCUGACUACAUUCUCUGUGAACCGUCCCUCCAGAAUCAAAUUGUGCAGAAGAUUAAGGAAACCCUGAAGGAAUUUUAUGGCGAAAAUAUAAAAGAAUCUCCUGAUUAUGAGCGGAUCAUCAACCUUCAUCAUUUUAAGAGGAUACUAAAUUUGCUUGAAGGACAAAAGAUCGCUUUCGGUGGGGAGACCGACGAGGCGACGCGCUACAUAGCCCCAACAAUCCUUACUGACGUCGAUCCUGAAGCCAAGGUGAUGCAAGAAGAAAUUUUCGGGCCAGUUCUUCCCAUCGUGUCUGUGAAGAAUGCCGACGAAGCCAUAAAAUUCAUAAACAGCCGUGAAAAGCCGCUGGCUUUCUACAUCUUUUCUCACAACAAUAAGCUUGUCCGACGGAUGAUCGACGGCACGUCCAGCGGCGGCGUCACCGCCAACGACGUUAUCAUGCACUUCACCCUCAGCUCGUUGCCCUUCGGAGGAGUGGGUUCUAGCGGCAUGGGAGCCUAUCACGGCAAAUACAGUUUCGAUACCUUCUCGCAUCAACGUUCCUGUCUACUAAAAAGUUUAAAGAGGGAAGGUGCUAACAAGCUCAGGUAUCCUCCCAACAGCCAGUCAAAGGUGGAUUGGGCAAAAUUUUUCCUCCUGAAGCGCUUCAACAAAGGAAAACUCGCUCUGCUGUUACUGGCUUUCCUGGGCUUGGUGGUGGCCGUGCUGGCCAAGAAAUACCAAGCUGUGCUGAGGAGAAAGGCCUCAGAAAGGCCUGUUGCUUUUUCUGGCAUUUUAGACCGUGUUGUCCAGUAAGCCGUGACGGACAGCCGAUUCCACGACCCAGCUCUGUUAAGAGUGAGGCUGGAUACUACUGAAGAAAGAUCCUGUUCAAUCUCCUGGUUGCCGCUACUGAAUUAUUCCUCUAUUAAAUAGCUAAAAUCCUACCCAAAAUAGUAGGGAAAUAGGCAAAUGCACCAUAAUCAACUCUCAAAGUCAUUGCCACUCCCCAGGGAUAAAACUUGCCAUCUCAGCCAAACCCCAGCCUUCCCCCCCACAGUGGGGGGGACGCGGAGAACCCAUUUUACAUUGUGUCACCCAGACCUUAGAGCUUGAGUCUAAGGGAGGAGCAUAGGAUAGGUGAAACCUGGACUCCUUGGGAGAUGUAGAGGAGUCUCCGAACCUGUUGAGUGACUUCUUCACUCCAGUUCAUGGGACACAGGACACCCCGCCCCCACCCCUGCUGCCUUCCACCAUCUUGCUGUGAAGCCGUCUGUCAGGGGCCCCUCCCUGCCCAGGGUUAUCCGAAACCAUCUGCAUCCAGAGAGGUGAGGCUAGACCUUUCCAGCUCUGCUUGAGGUUUGAGGCACUAGAAUUGUACAUGGGGUUGGCGGGGGGGGGGUCCCUGUCCCUCAUCCACUGGGACACAGGACUUGACUUUCAGGAGUCAACCCUCCUGUCAGAUGUACCGUCGGACCAGUGGGCUUCCUCCUUUCUCAGCCAUUCUCCACCCUCUCUCGUGUUUGGUUUGGGACAGUCUCUUGUGGCUGUCCAGAAAUGCCUUCUGCAAUUAAUACCACGCAAAUCAUCUUGUCCGUCCCAGGGCGUCUGGGAAGACAAGCUGCCAAUUUCACGCAAGUAUCCUCUGUCAUUCUUCCUGUGUAGGAGUUGUAGGAUUCCGCAUCUCAUAAAACCUAACGGGCGUGUUUUUAUGCUGCAAUAAAAUGACUUAUAACAAUA